AUGGCGAGACACAUUCUGCACACCAAGAUCCUCACUCUGCUGCCCCUCGCAGGCAUUGUGAUUAUUGUGUUCACGAUAAAUCUUCUUGCCUUGAGUGUCCUCGUCGACUGGAUCAAUCGGUCUGUCAACGCGAUAUCCGUGAAUACGGGGCGUCUCACCAAUGAGUUACUAAAAGGGACCCUUGGAAAUGCUGUUGAGCUUAUGAUCAUUGAACUGACGGAAGGGGAUUUGCCUCUGGUUCAUGGGCAGAUCGGAAUAAGCUCUGUGAUUCGUGGAGCCCCUCAUAUCACCCGGUCGAUUCUUUUGGGCAGUAUUCUCUGCAACUUGCUUCUCGUGCUCGGUGGCUCACUUUUCUUCGCGGGAUACGACAAGAAUCGACUCCGAUUUGAUCGUCAUCUUACGACCACCUUGUCAUCAUUGAUGAUGGUUGUUUUCAUUAUGCUGGCUACUCCAACUGCCCUGGAAGCCUUGUCAUCGCGGCACGAUGUAUCGGCUGAGGAGGCAAUUUUAACGCAGCAGGCAACUGCUGUCAAUUUGAUCGCUCUUCUUGGAAUAUUCCUCUUCUUCAGACUCAAUACUCACGCCGACAUGUUCGCUAGCACCCCAAUUCAACACGGAAGCUCAGAUGUUCAAAGCUCCCACAGCAGAACGAUAGUGCAAGAUUUACAACCUCUGGCUGGACCAUGGCGCUCGUUACUUGUACUUUUGGUUGCGUCUUUGUGUGCGCUGGCUUGUGCCUUCCAGCUUGUUGACAGUGUCAGCAGCAUAGGUAAAACCCUGGGUACCAACCCAUCUUUCGCUGCUCUCGCUAUAAUUCCUUUGGUGGGGAAUAUCACAAAGCAUCGCAUGAUCGUGGAGGCGUCUCGAGCAGCACAGCAGAUAGAGCGUGGUAUUCGAGCGAUUAUCAAUGGAAUAUUGAGGCUCACCAUGCUAGUCGCGCCCAUCAUUGUGAUGGUCGGUUGGGCGUUAGAUCAGCCUUUGAUUCUUAAAUUUGAUGAAUUCGAGGCUACCACUUUACUACUCAGUAUCGUUGUCAUGACCUAUCUUAUUUCGGAUGGCAGGAGCAAUUAUUUUGAAGGUUUGAUGUUGAUUGGAACGUAG
This is a messenger RNA of Penicillium manginii, 1101 nucleotides long. RefSeq lists its product as uncharacterized. The transcript is spliced from 3 exons. Lineage: Eukaryota; Fungi; Ascomycota; Eurotiomycetes; Eurotiales; Aspergillaceae. Bases 1 to 1101 code for a protein of 366 amino acids. The record is from RefSeq and is a predicted model, not a curated record. Gene Ontology annotation, cellular component: membrane. Gene Ontology annotation, biological process: intracellular calcium ion homeostasis; calcium ion transmembrane transport. Gene Ontology annotation, molecular function: calcium:proton antiporter activity.